GUAGGUUAUAACCGAUAGACAUAGUAGUUAUAAUUGAAUAGAUAAAAUGCCCUUGUAUAGAGAAGACAACUACUUGGUGGUGCAUCCUGGGUCGCAAAGCACGAUUUUUUCUUUUGGCUUGCAAGAUUCGUUGUCUCCACCACAAUAUAAAAUUCCUUCCAAAGUUUAUUACAAUGAAGUUACCAAGGAAUUCCGGUCAAAGAAGGAAGAGUCAACCACUUCAGAUGACCUGAGUGCUGCCCAAUGGGAAGAAAUCUACCCCAUUGUCCAAGGGAAGAUUGUUCACUUGGACGCAUUCAAUUACCUUUUGAAGAUAAUCUUGCAAAGUGUAAUCACCAAGAACCCAAUCAUAACCAUCAAUCAAAUCCCACUCUUGAUCAUAUCUUCAUGUUUAACUUGGCUGCGUGCAACCACGGAAUAUGUCACCAAAUACGUUUUGGAAUCCCUCGAGUUCCCCGCCUUCAAUGUGAUAGAUUUACUGUUGGCCGCCAACUUUGGAUUGGGAGUUUCUCUGCUGUCUUGUGUGGUCAACAUUGGUCAAGAUAAUGUACAAAUUAUGCCAGUUAUCAAUUAUCAAUCAAUUAAAUUUGCUGGGAAAUAUUUACCAGGAAUUGGAGGUCAACUCAUUAAUAAUGAAUUGAAGAAAAACUUACCCUCGUUAAGUGAUGAACAAAUUGAAGAAUUAAAGAAAUCUGGGAUCUAUGAAGUAGUUAUUAAUGAUAAUUCAUCCUUUUAUUCUAUGGCUGAUUUAAAAUCAUCUCGUGGUGGGAAAGAUGAUGAGGCUGAGGAGGAAGAUGAUGAUGAUUUUGAUGUAGCUAAGUUGGUUACUGAACUGGAUAAUGGUAAGAUUGUACUUGAUGAAAAGAAAAAGGAAACUGAAGAUGAAGAAGAUUUGAAACCAAACACAGAAUUGGAAAAAAAUUUCUUUAUUGAUCCAACCACUCAAGAAAAGGUUUAUAUAGGGAAGGAAAGAUUCCAAGGAACUGAAAAACUUAUUGCCUUGAUUGCAGAUGCCAUUUAUCGUUCAUUAUCCAAAAUACCCAACUUGGAGAAGAGACAAGAAUGUUUUGAUAACUUGAUCUUUGUUGGGUCUACUUUCAAGAUCCCUGGCUUUAAGAAGGCAUUACUUAUCCAUCUUGCCACUGAAUACCUUGUGCGUGCUCCUGUGGAACACAACACCAAGAACGGUGGUGUUAGCAAUGUGAACUCGGCCAUUCUUGCGUAUCAACAAACGGGGGACGUUGCAGGAGAUUCUGAAGAAUCUACUUAUGCCUCUCUGCAAGUACCUACAUCGAUCAAAACGGUGAAAUUACCUGAAUAUUUCCCAGAAUGGAAGAAACCAAAGGAAAAGGGUGGUUCUUGGGAAGAUGUAUACUUUUUAGGAGGUGAGAUUUAUGCCAAACAGAUCUUUGGCGGUAAUUCGAAUCAAAACGGUGAAAUGUUUAUCGAUCACGAUAUUUACGAGGAGAAGGGACCACAAGGAAUAUGGGAUGUUAGUAUUUAGAAAAAGUGGUAGUCAAAAUGAAUGUACA
Messenger RNA from [Candida] anglica, 1532 nucleotides. NCBI's taxonomy places the organism in Eukaryota, Fungi, Ascomycota, Pichiomycetes, Serinales, Debaryomycetaceae. The record is from the annotation of a GenBank genome assembly.